AUGCCCAGUUCAUGUCAGGAUAUCCGAGAGGCGCUGGCCCAAUGCCUGCAAGAGUCGGACUGUAUCAUGGUCCAGCGACACACACCGCGUGAAUGUCUCACAUCUCCGCUUGCCGAACAAUUACCGAUGAAGUGUCAGCAGUUGCGCAAAGGGUUUGCCGAGUGCAAACGCGGUAUGGUCGACAUGCGAAAGCGAUUCCGCGGAAACCACCCCGUUUCAAUCAAGAAGGAAAUGGACGAGCAAAAGUCAGAGUCGUCAGGACAACUGUAUGCUGGACGCCCAGCAUACACGACUGUCAAGGAGCUGAGCGGUGACGAAGUCCAGAUGGAUCCUGAGAAGACUCGUGGACUGUAA
Penicillium oxalicum is the source of this 354-nucleotide messenger RNA. Its product is annotated as PET191 family protein. The record is from RefSeq and is a predicted model, not a curated record. Lineage: Eukaryota; Fungi; Ascomycota; Eurotiomycetes; Eurotiales; Aspergillaceae. Gene Ontology annotation, biological process: mitochondrial respiratory chain complex IV assembly. Gene Ontology annotation, cellular component: mitochondrion. The coding region runs from base 1 to 354 and encodes 117 amino acids. The transcript is spliced from 3 exons.